This is a messenger RNA of Xenopus tropicalis (tropical clawed frog), 2793 nucleotides long. RefSeq names its product transmembrane protein 65 (gene tmem65). Gene Ontology annotation, cellular component: membrane. The record is from RefSeq and is marked validated. NCBI's taxonomy places the organism in Eukaryota, Metazoa, Chordata, Amphibia, Anura, Pipidae.
CCCCUAUAGAGCACAAUAAGGAUAUGACUGAGCAGGUGUAUUGGUAGUUGGACACUAAGGAUUAUCUAUGCACUAUUCUGUAUAGGAUCUGACAUCCCCAAAUCACUAUAGGUGCCCCCCUGUCACUUUAAACCCCCCCCCCUGCGGAUUUAUCACUAAAGCUUAAACUCACAGUACAAUGUUACCCUUGGUAAGUCGGACUGCUCUGCGCCCUGCUGCCUACCUACAGACAUGGGGCAGAAUAGGGAUAGGCAAGCAACAGGGCACCAGGAGCGGCUCCAUGCUGGGCUGCAGGUUACUGGGCACCCACCCAAGGAAGGAGCCUAUUGAAUCCCUCAACACAGCCCAAGGGGCCAAGGACUUCAUCUACAGCCUCCAUGCCACCGAGAGGAGCUGCCUCCUGCGGGAGCUGCACAAAUUCGAGUCUAUAGCAAUUGCACAAGAAAAGCUGGAAGUCGACCCUCCAUCUUCAGGGCAGCUAAAGCACGUUUUCUUCCACAAUGCACUUCCAUUCAUAGGAUUCGGCUUCUUGGAUAAUGCCAUCAUGAUUGCUGCCGGGACACAGAUAGAACUGUCUAUUGGGGUCAUAUUAGGAAUAUCCACCAUGGCAGCCGCGGCCUUAGGAAACCUAGUGUCAGACUUAGCGGGACUUGGCCUUGCAGGUUAUGUGGAAGCCUUGUCUUCUAGGCUAGGCCUGGCGAUCCCUGACCUGACACCGAAACAAGCAGAUAUGUGGCAAACACGCCUUAGUGCCCACUUGGGCAAAGCAAUAGGAGUGUCCAUUGGUUGCAUAUUAGGAAUGUUUCCCCUGCUGUUCUUUUCAUGGGAUGAAGAGGAGAAUGCGGAGAAGAAGAAAUAACAGUGACUGUCUCAGCGACACUAUUACCCUGUAUAAUUUGCAGUGCACAGACAGUAAGGCUGGAAGUCCUACGUGGGAACAAAUGGCAUUGGGAAGGUUGUGUGCACUCCAUCAGAUCAUCAGACUGUUCCCCCGACAUUCAUUGACUGAAUCUUUAUAUGCAGAGACGCGGCAAACCUCGCCCGUGGCUUCCAGGAAAAGAGCAAGCGCUUUGUCACCGAGGGGUCUGAGCGGCAGUUCCUAUCCAUAGGGACCUCCAGCUUCUCCUGAACUCCAACUCUUAGUACUUUGCUGCUGAAGGAGGCGCUAAGAGUUGUAGUUCAGCAGUUGUUCUAUCAUUCAUAUAUAUAAUAUAUUGCAAACACUAACCAGGUACAGGCUCUUUUCAAUAAAAUGAAUCUGUACCUGCAAGUGGCUCCUGUGUGAGAUAUUAUUUAGUGGCAUUCAGAGACCCAUAAGCACCAGUCUGUAUGCCCUGAAGGUUUGUGCAACACCCAGAAAUGAUUGCCCCUUCUGAAGCUCCUUCUGCUAUUGCAGGACUUGGAAGUGGAGAAUAAAAGACACUAAUGUUACCCCCCUCCAGAGUGUGAGCCGGUACUGCUCACUGCCAGACAAGGCCAUAAUUAAUAAUGCUAUAGAGGAUCCUACAUACACAGGCACUUGUUGGGUGGCUUACACUGGCCAUUUGGCAUUUGCUGCUCUGACAAAUGAUCCAUUUGAAGCUGGUUACUAGUUAGUCUGCUCGCAUUUUCUUGUGUGACUCGGAUAGGGAGCACUGUGCCGCAUUUAGGUGCCUCGGAUAGGGAGCACUGUGCCGCAUUUAGGUGCCUCGGAUAGGGAGCACUGUGCCACAUCUAGGUGCCUCGGAUAGGGAGCACUGUGCCGCAUUUAGGUGCCUCGGAUAGGGAGCACUGUGCCACAUCUAGGUGACUUGGAUAGGGAGCACUGUGCCACAUCUAGGUGCCUCGGAUAGGGAGCACUGUGCCGCAUUUAGGUGCCUCUGAUAGGGAGCACUGUGCCACAUCUAGGCGCCUCAGAUAGGGAGCACUGUGCCACAUCUAGGUAACUCGGAUAGAAAACACUGCCGCAUUUAGGGUAUCAGUCAAUGGUGGGAUGUCACUAAGUCAGACAUAAUCCCAAAACACUCACAUUUGUUAUUGCAUAGAGCACUGAAUGGCACAAGAAGAAAAGACAUUUUCAGGGGCAUACGGCCGAGCCCAAAGACCAGAGUGUUGGUGCCUUUAGCUUCCAUUGCUUUCCAUGAGAGCAUUCCUCCAUUAGAAAAAAAUGGAGGCAACUACUAGCCCAUUGUACAGUAUAAGCCAGGGGGCCAGUUCACGGUCUCUCAGACUAUUGGGGGGGGGGCCUGGUAUAAGCUGUAAUGAGGGCAAAGCUGUGGCCACAGCUUAUUGGCUAGUUCUAGGGGAGACACUGUUGCCUCAGUAGAUUUCUAGGGAUACCUACCAGCUCUCCACCUCUUCUCCUACAAUUUAUUUAUCCUGGGCAAAUGCAUAACUGGCUGGAGCUUUAUAAAUGAAUAACGAUGAUGAUCCUGUCCCUUAGGAACCCAUUUACUGACAUUAAGGAUCUUCCCCCCCCCCCCCCCGAGGUUUGAAAGGAGUCUUAUAACUUUAUUAUUGCAUGGUUUUAAUCUCUGACUGUGCUCAGCUGGAGCUGCAUGCCUCAUCUGAGAACUCUUGUAUUGUAUUUUCUUCUUUCUAACUUAAAAAAAUAUACAUUGAUUAGCAUUUUAAAUGUAAAAAAACUAAUUGCUUCCCCUUUAAAAAGAAAUAUGUUUAUUCUCCCAGGAACACUGCCCCCGUCCCCCCUGAUAAUAAUGUAUUUAAUUCAAUGAUGUAGUGUUAGUAUUACAUUUGUUCUUAUUAUCUUUUUAUAUGAUAAAGACAGAUCCGAAAUUAAAGUUUGAAGCUGUG